UGUUUUCCUGCUGCAGCAGCAUGUACAGACGUUGUGGUGCUGUGAGGAUAUGUCUGUAGAGAUGGCGGUGCUCUCCGUGACAGUACCGGAGCCGGUCAAACCGACCGGAAUCCCGCAACAGAACCGCGUCUUCCUCGACUUCUUCUGGGACUUGGCCAAACCGGACCAGGAGGUCCGACUCAAGGCGGUGGAAAACCUCAUUCAGUACCUGAAAACCAACAACAAGGCGGAUGAGUUGGAAUACACCGUUAAAAGGCUGGUGGAUGGACUGGCUCACACACGAGAGGCUGCGAGACCUGGAUUCAGCCUGGCUCUGGGACAGGUCUUGUGUGCAUUUGAAGGCGUCUCUUUGCAGAGUGUACUCGACAAAAUCAAAGUAAAGCACAAUUUGCUGACAGUGAAAAAGAAACUUAUCAGAAAUGCAAUGUUUGGAAACUUGUUCGGCGUCCUCGCCAUUCAUCAGUCCGGCCGCAUCUCUAAAGAGCCGCAGGUGGUGUUGGGAUGUGUGCAGCUCCUGCAGAGCCUCAGCCAACACAGACAACACCUGAAGGACCUGCCCACCAAGACCAUGACGGACAUCCUCAAUGAGAUCCCAGAGGAGGUGUUUGAGGAGGUCUUGCUGAGCGCCCUGCAAACUGACCUGGCAUCCGCCUUCAGUACUCCGGAGCAGCUGCAGCUGCUGCUGGUAGCGCUGCAGCGCUUUCCGCAAACACUCAAACCCAAGAAACUCAAGAAGCUGCUGGGCUCCUCGACCAUCAUCAACGCUGACAACAUCCCCAAGUUGACAGAGGUGUUGAAGAUGGCGGCCCGCUCGGUGAAGAAGGAGUGCGUCCUCCCGGCGGUGGUCCUGGACCUCCUGAAGCUCUCUCUGAAGGAAAACAGCUUCCAGCUCUUCUGGAAUAACGCCAUCGUCAACGGCAUGCUAAAGGAGCAGCCGGGGCCCACUCAUUACCUGAGCUUCCGUCUGCUGGGCAGCGCCCUGCCUCUUCUGUCGGCAGCCCAGCUGAAGGAGGUGAUGUCUGGAGAGGUGAUGAUACACUACGGGGAACAUGUAAUGUCUUCUCAGAAACCGGACCGCUUCAAGCUGGCCCCAGAGAUGGACACCUACGUGUCGGACUUCUUGGAGGGCUGUCAGGAUGCCGACAAACAGCUGGCAGUGAUGGUGGGCUUCUCCUCGCUGUCCCACAAGGGCUGCCCAGUGGUGCCGUCGGUGUGGAGGGUGGUGCAGCACCUUCAGCCCGAGGCUGUGCAGCCGUACGUGGAGUGGCUGAAGAACAUGUUCCUGCAGCCUCAGCUGGACAAGCUGCUGGACUUCAGCACUCGCAAGCAGAAGGACAAUAAGGAAGGAAAGGAACAGAAGGAGAACUCCAUAUUCCACCUGAGAAGGUGGAUCGUUUCUCGGCUCUGCUCGAUCAUUGACAACCACCAAGUGAAGAAGCAGGAGGAUCUCAUCAUGGGUGUGGCCAGAUUUGUCUUUUUCCACGCGUUCUUCAGCGCCAAGAAGGCCUCGCCCAAAAUCGGAGAGACGAUGGGGACGCUGUCUGUCCCACUGGAUGAUAAAACCAGAGGAGUGCUCGUCAAUUCUUUCUUUGGACUCCUCCUGUCCAUGCACCACCUCCCUCCGUGCGAGGACCCGGCCGAAGGCGCGGCAGUCAACCAAAAGCGCAUGCUGGGCGUCACAGCCGACGGCACCAUGUGGAUCUACCACCUGGUCCAGUACACUCAACUGCUGCUUAGCCAGCCGAAAUUCGCCCAGAGCAGCCAGCCCUUCAGCCCUGAGCAGAGACAGGCCUGGGACAGCAUGCUGGAGUCGGUGGAAAACCUGAAGAAAAAAGCAAAGAAAGGCCCGACUGCUGAGAGUGGCGCGUUCCAGCAGGUCUUCCUGUUGGUCGGCAUGCACCUCUUCAAGGCCCCAGAAGAGCUGCUGGACAUCAUGAAGGACCUGCAGAGCUGCGUGGACAUGGCUCAGGAGAAGAAGGCCAAGAAGAAGAAACAAGCGCAGGAGGAGGGGCCCACGUGGGUGGAGGUGAUGGUGGAAAUCCUGUUGUCCUUGCUGAGCCAGGCGAGCCGACAUAUCAGACAGGUCUGCAAAGUGGUCUUCUCCUCCAUCUGCCCCCAUGUCACUGCCGCGGCCCUCACCGGCAUCUUAGAGGUUCUGGACCCAGAGAAGGAUGACGAGGAGGACGGUGCUCUAUUCGUCACUGACGACGACAAAGCCCAGAAGAACAACGCAAAUGAAGAAGAUGAUGAGAUGGACGACAAGUCUGAUGGAUCAGAUGAUGACUCUGAUGAAGAUGGUGAAGCAAUGGAAGAGGAGGAGGAAGACGAGGAGGAGGAAGACGAGGAGGAAGAGGGGGAGCUGGAAGUGGGAGAGGUGGACCAAAAUUUCCGUCUGGAGCUGAUGAAGGUCUUGCAGCAGCAGAAUGCUCUGGCCACAGAGGACGACGGCAGCAGUGACGAAGAUCUGGACGAUGACGCCAUGAUUGAGCUGGAUAAGGGCCUGUCGGCGCUGUUCUCGGAGCAGAAGAAAAAGACCCAGGCCAAGAAGGAUGAAAAGACAAAAAUACACAAAGAGAAGAUGCUGGUCCGAGACUUUAAGAUCAAGGUUUUGGACCUGGUUGAAGUGUUCGUGGCCCGGCAGGCUGGCAGUCCGCUCGUCCUGGGUUUGGUGGAGCCUCUGCUCAACAUCAUCGACAGAGGAAUGAGCUCCGACAGCGACCAGCAGGAGCAGGACUUCCUCCGCCGAGCUGCAGAUAUUUUCAGGAACCAGCUGUGUAGGUCCAAGGUUUACUGCAGGACCGCCAGUGACAGACAGGGGGAGCUCCACGACCUGCUGGAAAAACUGAUGACUAAAACCCAGAAACUGUCCGACUCCUCAGUCUGCCUCUACUACUUCAGUGCAUCUCUGUACGUGGUGAAAGUGCUGCGAGGACCUCCGCCCACUGAAGCCAAAGAGGAGCAGACCGCCGACGGGGCUGCAGCAAAUGACUUGAGUUUCAUGGGCAACGUGGAUGUGGACCGGGUCUCCGCCAUCUUCAGAGACGCCCUGAGCUCCUUCAUGGGCAGGAGGAAGAGCCCUCUGACCGCUCAGAUGUUCACAGACUUGUUCAACAGAUUCCCUGUUUUGUGUGUGAAGCUGUUGGAUACGAUUGUGCAGCACAUCACAUCUGGAUGCCGAGUUCACCAAAAGGGCCAAGCAUGUGUGUUGGUGUUGCGGGCGAUGCAGAGCAGGGAGGUUCAGCAGCUGCUGAGCGGUGCUCCGUGGACGGAGCUCUGUGUGACGGUCGCAGGUCAGCUGACGGCGAGUCUUCAGCAGGUCGGUCCAACUGAGAGCAAGGUGGUGAAGGAGAAGGUGGUGAAAACCCUGGAGCUCUGUCAGUUCCUGGUCAAGCACGUUCACCAGCAGAACUUCUCUGUGGACCUGGAGCCCCUUCAGAAGGUCCUGCAGUCCCUGACCAGCACCAUCGCUUUCAAGAAGACCGGCAAGCUGGAGGACAACUACUGGGCCGUGGUGAAACACUUUGGAGUCAUAAAACCAAAGGUUGAAAAGACGAAGCCUGAGAAGGAGGCCAACCAAGCGCAACUUCCCAAGAAGAAGAAAGGUUUUCUGCCAGAAACAAAGAAGCGUAAAAAGCGCAACAUUCCGAUUCUAGAGCCGGCGGCGGCGGCAGCAGCAGAGGCAGACAACUCGACCUCAAGAUACAGAGCGGGAGCAGACAAAGGACAAGCCAAAAAGAAACAUGACAAGAAAACAAAACAGAAGCGACCGGCCGGCGGCGCGGCGGCUUCUCAGCCCAACCCGGCAAAGAAGAGCAAGACGACGCUGUCUGAGAGCAAGACGGCCAAGAAGACGAAGAAGAAACCCAAACAGAAGAAAGAGGGAGGGGGGCAAAUGUAAAGUGGACACUGCUAUUUAAAUGUUGAUUUCUUUUUAAAGAGCCUGUGUUUUCGUCUAUUAAUUUUUCUAUUUACUCGGCUGUUCUCCAGCUAUCGUCCCUAAUUGUGUCUCUCUGCCGUUGGCUGCUGACCAGGUAGUAUAUUAUACACACUACCAGAACGGUAAAGUUGUUGGCUGCACAGAUAAACAAUGAGCUGAAACUCAUCAUUAAGCUCUGUAAAGCAGAGGGGAACUGCAGAUUCAGCUGAUUAUUCUCCGUAGCUCAGUCUUUAGUAUGAUACCACUCGAUUAAAAACGAUUCACUUUAUUGUACCUUUUAAAAAAUAUAUAUUUUAGUUAUUACCAGCAAGUCCUAUAAAUAGAUCAAAACCUACAAUGUGUCUGAUUUCCCAACUGUGUCUGUCACUCAGAAUAAAGUCAAACCUUUCCUUUAAGUGAG
Anarrhichthys ocellatus (wolf-eel) is the source of this 4337-nucleotide messenger RNA. RefSeq names its product MYB binding protein (P160) 1a (gene mybbp1a). The record is from RefSeq and is a predicted model, not a curated record. Gene Ontology annotation, biological process: regulation of DNA-templated transcription. Bases 50 to 3898 code for a protein of 1282 amino acids. Gene Ontology annotation, cellular component: nucleolus. Gene Ontology annotation, molecular function: transcription corepressor activity; transcription factor binding; sequence-specific DNA binding. Lineage: Eukaryota; Metazoa; Chordata; Actinopteri; Perciformes; Anarhichadidae. The transcript is spliced from 27 exons.